AUGGUUCGUCAGGGUAUUUCUGUGCGUGGUAAAAGCAAUAUUUCUUUUGUGGUUUCCCAAAAUACACGACGAGAAUCUAUUGGACACUACAAUUGUGAAAACGUCCAGGGUAUGGAGUUGGAGGAUGAGAAUCCAUAUGCAAUGAUAAGACCAGGAAGUCAAGCAUCAGAACGAAGCAGACGCCCAAGAGGACAUCAGACGGUACUAGGGGGGCCACGACAAGGAAGAAGAAAUCGACAAAUACUGCCAUCUUCUGCAGCGCAAGAGGCAUCUGUGCGUGAAGAGUAUGAUCAACCAGAGGUUCAAGGAAAUAUCCCAUCAGCAGAUUUCGAUCAUCAUAUGAACCUAACUGAGUCAUUUAAUUAUAACAGACCGUUACCGCGAUCUCCCUAUCGUUUGGGCGCACACACUGCCAAUGCAGAUGGAGGGUCAUCUCGUUCAACCUUCGUGGAGAAACUAAAAUCUUCAUACAGUAACAUACCUUCAUUUUCUCAUUGGAAGCGACGAAACGCUAAGGACGAGUUAAUGGUUGGUUUCGUCGGUGCUGGGUACUACACCGCACUCACAUUGGGAGCUUUCGCUGAUCUGGGCUACUACAGAGUUAAUUGGGCAAUGGCAGAGCAGAUGAGUUGGGGCAAUAAAGCUGGUUGUGAAUUUUUGAAUGAUAAAUGUGUGAAGGAAGGCAGUACUAAAUUCCCUGAUAUGUUCUGCACAACCGAAUCCACAGAUGGUACUGAUUCACUACAGUGCACAUCUGACCGCCAGUCGAUGGGGAGAUGCGGCAUUCAAACCUAUGAGAGGGACCUUGAGGGACAGUUCCAAUACUUUUCUGACGCAAUGACAGGAGGUGAAAGGGCGUCUCAAAUGGAUUAUUGCCCUUUUAUUACAGCAGAGUCAGGUUUCAGUUGCAUCAAUGGGGAGCAGAGUGAUAAUAUGCCUGGAAGUUUAAUUGCUGCCAACUCACGUUGUGUACAGGGGGAGAAUCUGAUCGCUGACGAUACAGCUGUUGGUGCCGUGUGUGUGGAAGUGUCUUGCAAGUUCAAAGUGGUAAGUGUGCGGUACAGUGGAAACAUUGAGUGGCACAGUUGUUAUGAAGGGGAAACCCUAACUGUGAACAGCGGUGCACUACAAGGUAAAAUUGUGUGCCCCAAAUACGCUGAUGUGUGCAAUACAAUCAACAGAAAGGUGGAUGAAUCCCAGGGUCCACGAACACGAGCAGCGAUAAUGGGGGUUCGUGGUAAUGAUGGGAACACUGAUGGUAGUGUGACUGCUGCUAUUUUUGCGCCACUUUUGUUCAUUUUCUUGGCCGUGUCUACAAUAAUGGCUCCAUGA
Molecule: messenger RNA, 1332 nt
Organism: Trypanosoma theileri
Lineage: Eukaryota; Euglenozoa; Kinetoplastea; Trypanosomatida; Trypanosomatidae
Product: surface protease GP63
Exons: 1
Coding region: 1-1332 (443 amino acids)
Biological process (GO): cell adhesion; proteolysis
Cellular component (GO): cytoplasm; membrane
Molecular function (GO): metalloendopeptidase activity
Source: RefSeq, a predicted model, not a curated record